CGGAAGUCGGCGGCGGGGCUGGGUGAGGCACGGCUGCGCCCCCGCCCCUCGCCCCCACCGAGGAGCCGCCUCCCCUCUUACCCCUCCUCCGCCCACCCUGCCCCGGCGCGCCCGCCAGCCCCGACCGACCGACCGACCGACGGACGGACAGCGCUGCGCCGCCGCCCCGGCUCCCCCACCGCGGCCAGGUUGUUACUGGCAGAAGAACCAGGAUUCAGAUCUCAGUGGAACUUGCUUUCAAAAGCUGUUGAAACAAAGGACUGCUUUCUAAUUUGGACAUGGCUAAUCGAGGAGCGACAAGGCCCAACGGGCCAAAUGCUGGAAAUAAAAUUUGCCAAUUUAAACUAGUACUUUUAGGAGAGUCUGCAGUUGGCAAAUCAAGUUUGGUGCUUCGUUUUGUAAAAGGACAGUUUCAUGAAUUUCAAGAAAGUACAAUUGGAGCUGCUUUUCUAACCCAGACUGUAUGUCUGGAUGAUACAACGGUAAAAUUUGAGAUUUGGGAUACAGCUGGGCAAGAGCGGUACCACAGUUUAGCGCCCAUGUACUACAGAGGAGCACAAGCAGCUAUAGUGGUAUACGACAUCACAAACGAGGAGUCCUUUGCCAGAGCGAAAAAUUGGGUCAAAGAACUUCAGCGACAAGCAAGUCCUAACAUUGUAAUAGCUUUAGCAGGAAACAAAGCUGAUCUAGCUAACAAAAGAGCUGUGGAUUUCCAGGAAGCACAGGCUUAUGCAGAUGACAACAGCCUAUUGUUCAUGGAGACAUCUGCCAAGACAUCUAUGAACGUAAAUGAAAUAUUCAUGGCAAUUGCAAAAAAAUUGCCCAAGAAUGAACCACAGAAUGCAGGAGCCAGCUCUGCCAGAGGAAGAGGAGUAGACCUUACUGAACCCACACAACCACCCAAGAGUCAAUGUUGUAGUAACUAAAAGAUCAAUUGCUUUAAACUGUUCUGAAUAUUCUUCUGCUUCCUAACUGUUAAUAACCAUGGAAUUGGAGUGCUUAACCUGGUCCAGUACAGCUUCCAAACAGCGAAGAGACUUACAAUAAUAGUCAAGUUCAUGAUACAGAGUUUUCUUUUCACCUAAAAUUUUAACAUGCAUGUAUCCACCACUGGCUGUAAUGUUUCAGCAGUAGAGGAGAGAUGGAGGUGGAAUAAACUUCCUUCAGUUGAAAGGUUUUAAAAAUCAGUUGUUAUUAUUAGAGGUGUAGAAGAACUACUUUCUGUGGACCUAAUUGGCCAGUUCCUGUAGCCUCAAUACUGAUCACUGUUAUAAUAAAUAGAAUUGGGUCUUUUCAUAAUUCUCAAUUGUGCUUUAAAACCUCCUUAGAAACAGGGUCUAAAAAUUACUUAAACUUAUUUGCAGUAUUGAUGCAACCAGUUGUUUCUGCAGGUAUCCAUUGUUUAGUUAUACAUUCCAUAGGUUAAUAAUUUUAUUACAAAUAAUACUUGCAUUAACAAUUUUAAGAAUCCUAUGCUUGCCAGAAAGUGGAGUUUUAGUUGGUACACUGUAUGUAAAUUAUAUCAACCCAGUUAGUUAUCUUAAUGAAUUAGUGAUGAAUCAAGUCUAACUUCAUUUCUAAUCUGUUCAGAGGGUACAGACCAGUAAAUUCAACUCUACAACUUAGGAUAUGGGGUUUUUUGUCCUCUACAAACUGUAAGAGCUCUUCAAGUAAAACCACAACAAACUCGGUGUCUGUGACUUCUUUCUUGUUUCUGAUCAUUGCUGGCCAUUACAGUUUGUUUUUCCCCUAAGGAAAAAAAAAUAGUGCACUAACGAUUAUGUACAUCCAACUUGAUUUUAAAUUUGGAUAUUAAUGUACUGUAAAUAGGUACUCUGCAUUGUAGUCUACAUUUGUUUAAUACUUUCUGUAAUAUUUAAGAGUUGCUUAAAGGUAUACAGAAUGUACAGUUACUUAAAGCUAACUUUUUUCCUCUCUAAUCAAAGGGGGUUCUGAGUUCUUCCUUUAUGGCUAGAACAGUAAUAAAUGAUGCUCCUGUAUCUGUAACAUAAGUACUGCUGUCUGUCAGUAAUGAACUUCGCAACUUUGUUUUCCAAAGUACAUUUUAUUUUGAUCAGUCCAGUAUAUUGCACUAAUUCUUUUAGUUAUUUUCAUUAUAUGAAAUCUACAAAGUGUGUCAGAAGAGAUGAAUUAGUCUAUUUAAAUGUUGAACUGAUAGAAACUUACUUGUGCAGAUUUUAAAUUUGCAGUAAUCUGGGUUUAGCAAGAAAAAUGACAGUUCACCAGUGUUUAGUUUUAUAUUGAGGUGCUCAGGUUUGAAUAAAGUGGUUUAAAAAAAUUUUGAUUACUGGUUCUUAUUCAGAGUUUCAGGAGGUUUUACUGCAUUUGUACAGUUCCAGACAAGAUGUCUGAUUCACUGUAUGGGUCAGCAUUUAAGAUGCUUACAAUAAAUUCAUGGCACAGCUAAAUAUAAGCUUGUCCUAUAUAUAUUGUGGCACUCCAGUUAUCCUGUGAUAAAUCUUUAAAUGUUGAGGUAAUUGGGUAUCUUAUCGCAUCCAUUUAGAAGUAUGAUCAAAAUAGUAAUAUUGUCUCUUGAACCUGGAGCUAAUGCAGUCUUUGCCAGUUGUUCACAAGGUGACUUGUUGCAUUGCAGUGUCUCUGAGCUGACUCUGUCUCCUCUUGCAGCUUGUGAUUUGCAAUUGAUUUGGUACAUUUUUGUGUCUUUUUCAAACUGUGGUGGUGGUUUAGAACCCAGUGGUGAUGCAGUCUUUAGCAGUUCUUGACCAACAUCACCUGCAGUUUGUCACAAAAUGAAUUGGAGUCCCAUUUUUUCUGCCAGCUGUGUAUUUGAGUCAGAAUUAGAUGGCAUGGUUUGUCUAUUUUGAGGGCAUUUUCAUUGCUUUAGACCUUGAUGCCAGCACAUUCUCUUGCAGCUGUUUAUAGCUGUGACUUGGACCUGUUGCACAGAAAGUGUUGGUUUCUUCUUGCUCUGAAGUCUCACUGUGGAUGAAAACUUGGAUAAAAUUUAUUGUUGUCAAACUGAGUUCUUCAGAGUCACCUUGUGUGUUAGAAUUGGAGCAGUAUAUCUCUAUUCUUUGAAUUUACUUCAUUGUUACUAAAAAGAGACAGUUCUGGAUUAGGCUGAUUUUUGUGGUCAUUGGUUUCCUUAUUAAGAAUUCAAUUUUUGCUAUGCCUAUAAUUCUUCCUGGAACAUUUUCACUGAUUUUGUUUCAGGUUGCCUUUUGAGUCACUCUGAAAAAUACUUUGGUUGGAAUAAAAUAGCUGUAUUAUAUCUUGCAGAUGAUUAAUAGUGUUUGAGUCAGUUAAGUUGUCUCCAGUGAGGGAUACUAGAUACUGACACACGGUGUCCUCUUUUGUUGAACAGCACUCAUGCAUUCUCAAGUAAUGAGUGGAUGUUAAGAGUUGGUGCAAGUACUUUAGGUAAUCCAGAACCCCUCAAAGCCCAUUAGAAGUCAAAAUAAGAAACUGGCAAGUAACAUUGAUAGGGACAGAUGCAGUAUGAAGUACAGAUAUAACACACGUUCUUUUUACUGGAGCUCUGUGAUGUCCAAGAGCCCUUGUAGUUCUCAGGUAUCCCUCUACAAAUCUGGUUUAUUAGUGCUGAUGUUUUCACCAUUCUGAAGUGUUUUCUCUCACAUUAGAAGUGCUGUGCUUUUGAGAGACCUGACUCCAUUUUUACGUAAGACUGCACUUACAUCAUCUGAAGUUUAAAUAGUAUUUAUAGCACACUGGGUGUUUUAAAGAUACUGCUGUUACAGUUUCAGCCUUUUGUUAAGGACUGGGAAGAAACCUGAGAUCAUAGUUAAUAAUCUACUUCACAUGCAACAAUAUGUCCAUCAUUGAAUCUGUUUCUGGUUUUACAGCAAAGUUGUCUGUGUAUUUUCCCCUUCCAUUCUUAGAAGACUGUUCUGGAAUCUUCAUCUCUUGACUGCGAAUAAACUCUUAUGAGGAGACUUAGGUGACAUUUCAUUCAACUUAAAGUGCAGUCUAAUAUGAAAAAUAUGCACUUUAGUUUAAAAGCCAGUCAACGUGCAACUUCUCUAUUUUUCUCAAAUACUUUUUCUCCUAUGAGAACAUGUGCUUUCAAGUGUCUGAGCUCAGCAAGAAGUUUCAGCUCAGACUGUUUCUGGCAGCCUACAAAUUCUAGUACUUGAAAAUACUUUGGACAUGAUGUAGGAUUUACUGUUUACUUACAGGAUGCCUUAAAUCUCUUGGUUGAGGCACCCAAGGGAGCAAGAAUUCUUAGUCAUUGUGGGAAGUUGAGAACUAGUUUCCUGGCUUUAGUAGGAAGAGGUAUUUUCCCUGUCCCUCAACGUUUCUGAAAUCUGAGAAUUAAAAGUGUUAGUAAUUGCAGCACUGCAGGAGGCUGGUCAUGUCAGAUUUGAAUGCAGAGCAUAAAGGAAGGAGCUCUGAACCCAAGUGCUGUGUUGUUUGAGAUCCUCUGUGGCUGCCCUGGGAGACCAUUUCUUGUGUUAGGGGAGGCGUUCAGUUCCCUCCAAUGUGUUGGCAUAAGGGCAAAAGCAAUGCUAGGCAGAAGGAACUUCUUGGGAUGUGGUGACUUUCUAGGCAUGAAGCUGGCUACAGUGUGUUCAUUUAUGUUGUAUUUUUAAUAUCAUCUGGCUAGACUGGGGCCCAGACCUCUGGAAAGUGUGUAUGAGUAGGCAUUGCUUGCACAGUAGUUGUGCUUCUUGGGCAGCAUUGGCAUCAUCAAGUGUAGGAGACAGCUGUGUGUAGUCUGUGAAGGCAGAUUUCUUCUGCCUUAAAUCAGAAAGUGAUUCAAAAUACCAAACUGAAGGAUGCACCUUUUUAAUUAUUUAUAAAUUUUAGAAGCCUUAAGUUUUGCUCUGUAUGUUUCCUUGUGCUUGUUUCCCCCUCCUUCCUCUGAUUUCCAUGGAGAGCUAGAAGAAUGUGUAAAAUAUGCUUUAAACCCUUGGAGCAAGACCACCAACUGUAAGCCUGACCAAGGCCAUAAUAUAACUCACGUGGAACAAUCUGACUGCAAGAAAGAGUAAAAUCCAGUCCCUUUUGGAUGCAAGUCUCUUGUCUGCAAACCAGAGACAGGGCAAAAGAAUCAACAAAACUUAGCUAACCUGUCAAUGUGGGACUAAAUGAAGAAGAUAGCCCAUGUUACCAGCUCCUGCUCCUUGUAUCUGACCAUCCUCUUUAAUUGCUUACCUGGAGCUGAAGAAACAUGCCUGUACUUCUGUAAGAAUGCACUCCUUGGGGAAAAAUGAAAGUUCAUGUUGUGUGAGUGCUUUCCUUUGAUGUGGUACAUUUGGUGGAAAAUUAAUUGUAUUAGAUUAAAUAAACGUGUAUUUAGCAGUGGUUCAGAAAUGUGGACUUGAAUCAUAAAAGAUUUAAAGAACAUCUGAAGAACUUCAAACCUUAACUUGUUAAUAGAGCUUGAAUUUGUUAUCCUUAAUUGCAGCCCGCAUGAAACUCUCUCUGUAAGGAAUGGAUGAGGCUGGUAACCAGACCCAGAAGCAAUUUUGGUAAAGAAUUCACCCAGCCUCAGUUCUUGCCUUAAUCAAUCUCUUUGAAAUAAAAUGUAUUUCCAGUAAGGUGGAAACAAAUUCCUCUGAAAACACUGAAAACACUUUUUUGUGAGUUAAUGCUGUGUUCCAGUAAAGGUGUGACUGCAUUUCCUGAAAGAACAGCUGAGCUAGUGCUGAACUACCUGUUUUGAUACCUGUACCAGUCAAGGUCCCAUAGCUGCAGAAAGCUUAUUUGGAGUAAAGUACAGCUGUAGCAGCAAGUGUUGAAGAAUGGAGGUGAUGAGAUAUACCACAGUUACCUAGAGCAGUGUCAGUGCAUGAUAAAGUUGGUUUACAGUGUUUCUCAGGCUGGCAGAUGACUGCAAGUUGUUGCUAAGGAAAAGUAUUUUUUCAAUAUCUGGAAUUGUUUUUUUCAAAUGUAGAACAUUUUUUUUUCUUGUCUUGACCACAGUGAGGUCUCUCAAAUGAUUCUCCCUUUUUCUACUUCAUUAAUUUUGGUCAAAUUCCAUAUGGAGAAAUAUGAAGAAGUCUUACAAGUUGUGUGAAUGCACACAUCACAGAAGAAAGAGUGCCUCUGAUGUCAGCUGCAGGGUCAGGCCACUCCUUACUAAUGCCAUGGAGAGUAAGAGAGAAGUGGUGUAGUGCUGGGCAUGUGCUUCAGGCAGAGGCUGGAAGAGAACGUAGCUGCAGACACAAAUCCAUUUGGAACUCUUCACUCACCUGCUUUUUUUAUACGCUGCUUUUUUUUUUUACCCACUCUGCUUGUGCGCUUCUUUGUGGGAAAACAAGUAUCUUGCUUGUAAUCUCACAGCUGUUUUACCUAUAGGAGAGUGCUUAACUGGUAACAAAAAUCACCAGGUGGGAAGAUACAAUGACUGGAGUUGCCAGUCUGCAAAAGCUUUUGUAGUAUCCCUUGUAGCAGAGGUGGGUGAAGAAUCAUUAAGAAUGUAUCAUUGUUUCUGAUUGUAAU
Melospiza georgiana is the source of this 6447-nucleotide messenger RNA. It is a transcript of the gene RAB5A, whose product is annotated as RAB5A, member RAS oncogene family. Lineage: Eukaryota; Metazoa; Chordata; Aves; Passeriformes; Passerellidae. Gene Ontology annotation, molecular function: GTPase activity; GTP binding. Bases 279 to 926 code for a protein of 215 amino acids. The transcript is spliced from 6 exons. The record is from RefSeq and is a predicted model, not a curated record.